UCCCAGAUGAACGAAAACCGAUGGAAGAAUGGAAAUGGAAAAAGGAAAGCAAGUAAUAUUACUGAAAGCAGCAAACCCUUGUACAUGUCUAGGAUGCAUUCGAAAACUACAAAAACUUAAAAAAACUAUUGAAGAUUGUCGAGGAGUUGUUUCCGUGGCAUUAAACGAGGUUAAGAAAGAGUUUACUGUUAUCGGCAAGUUUGAAGAAGAACAAGUACUUAUCAAGCAAUUACGGAAGAAAACAAAAACGGAAUUCUUGAUCAAGGCCAUUAAUAUCGUUGAACCAGAAGAUGAAGAUGAUGAUAAAAAAAUAGGCAAUUCGUCGCCGUCCUCAUCCUCACCGCAUGAACAUGAAGAUCAUAAGACUGGCUUAAAGCAAUUGAAGGCCAUCAAUAUCGUUGAACCAGAAGAUGAAGAUGAUGAUAAAAAAGUAGGCAAUUCGUCGCUGUCCUCAUCCUCAUAGCAUGAACACGAAGAUCAUAAGACCAGCUUAAAGCAAUUGAAGGCUAUUAAUAUCGUUGAACCAGAAAAUGAAGAUGAGAUGAUAAAAGAGUAGGCAAUUCGUCGCCGUCCUCAUCCUCACAGCAUGAACACGAGGGCCUCAUUCCACAUUCUAAAAUAAGUAAUGGUAGAUUCAUAUGGGAAAUAUUGUGGGAGAAAUUUUGGUAGCUUGGUAUCUUGCCAACUACAGUUUGGGAUUUCUUAGGGUUGUCUCAUCUAUUUCCUUCUUCUUGUAAUAUUUUGUUAUAUCAAUAAAAUAUUACUUUCUUUGCUUUUCAAAAAAAAAAAAU
Molecule: messenger RNA, 791 nt
Organism: Rhododendron vialii
Lineage: Eukaryota; Viridiplantae; Streptophyta; Magnoliopsida; Ericales; Ericaceae
Exons: 2
Coding region: 29-463 (144 amino acids)
Source: RefSeq, a predicted model, not a curated record